AUGUCUGAUUCCCUAUCCACCUCAAGUAUGAGCAUUUCGACGGACAGAGGCUCCAGCUCUCCACCGCAUAUCAGUUCUCCGAAUGACCUGUCUUCCGUGGACACGGUCUUACCAUCGCACAGCAAUGGAGUUGGUCUUGCCAACCCCCAGCUUAGCGGUGGGAGAAGGAAAAUGCUGGAUCUUGUUAACAAACUCCACAGCACUGGCGUGCAAGUCGACAUAGACCUCCCUCAAAUUGCUGUCAUCGGUUCACAGAGCGCUGGAAAGUCGUCACUCAUAGAGUCUAUCUCUGGAAUUACCCUCCCUCGUGCUGCUGGUACCUGCACUCGUUGUCCGACAGAAUGCAGAUUGUCGCGUAGCGACUCUGCAUGGAAAUGCGUUGUCUCCCUAAGGUUUACCACCGACGCUAAUGGUCAACCCCUAGGCCAAGCCCGUAACGAGCCCUUCGGUGCCAUCAUCUACGACAAGUCCGAAGUCGAAGAUCGAAUCCGCAGAGCACAACGUGCCAUUCUCAACCCAACAAAGCCGGCGAAGUUUUUCCUGGAUGAUGAUCAAGAGGAGGAACUUCUGGAUUCUCAGCUGAGCUUUUCGCUGAAUGCUGUGACCCUGCAGAUCAGCGGCCCAGAUGUUGCCGAUCUUUCUUUCUGCGAUCUCCCAGGCCUCAUUGCCAGUGUCAGCAGCAGCAGCCGUGGAAGUGGUAAUGACAUUGCCCUGGUCGAAAGCCUUGUAACGACUUACAUCAAGAAGCCAAGCUGCAUUAUUCUCCUGACAGUUGCCUGCGAAACCGACUUUGAAAACCAAGGCGCGCACCGUCUAGCCAAACACUAUGAUCCAGAUGGAAAACGUACUAUAGGUGUCUUGACGAAGCCGGAUCGUAUUCCACUCGGAGAAGAGUCCAACUGGCUUCCAUUCAUCAGAAAUGAGAAGGAGACAUUGGAAAACAACUGGUUUUGUGUCAAACAGCCCUCGUCAAAUGACUUGAAACGCAACAUCACGUGGUCUGAAGCCCGUCAAAUGGAAAAUGAUUUCUUUUCAUCCAAAGCACCCUGGUGCGAGCUCGAAGGACUUUAUCAGAAGUACCUUCGCACAAGCAACCUUGUUGAACGGCUGAGCAACGUCCUAUCCGAUUUGAUUUCAAAAAGGCUGCCGCAAAUCCAAGAUGAGCUCGAGAAGUCGAUCAUAUUGACUCGUGGUCUGCUUUCCAAACUUCCCCCGGCCCCAUCCUCCAAUCCACGCAGCGAGAUUUUGGCCCUCUUACAUAAAUUUACCAGCGAUUUUUUACGCCAUGUCGAAGGAGUCUCCGAUGACCCAUCCACGUCCGGCACUGGCAUAGGCCUUAUGCAGGCUAUUCAUCCUGCCCAAGAACGAUUCAGGAGGGAGAUUCGUCGAACCUCUCCUAAUUUUAGGCCAUUCAAACGGAUUGAUGCGGCUACAAAACACCUUCCUGCUCCUGCAUUCCUUCGAAACGAGGAAGGGAACACAAGCGACGACAGUGGUAGUGGGGAUAGUAGUAAUGAGGUUUCAUGGGCGUCCCUGUGCAAGCGCAAGACUCCGGCGGACGACAUAAUCUAUGUCGAUGACGUAUUGGACAGAGCUCAACGGGCACGCACUCGAGAAUUGCCUGGACAUUACCCUUUUGUUGUUCAGAGGAUGUUUAUUGACAGCAUUGUCAAAGAGUGGCAGGCACCGGCUCAAAUCCUUUGCAAAAUUGUUCAUAAUAUUGUCUCGGACAAUAUCAAAGAUCUCAUCAAAGAGCAUUUUGGUGAAUUUGGACAGGGACAUUUGGAGCAGCGUGUCAGAACCAUCGUCCAGCAACAUCUGAAGCAAUGCCUCGAGCGUACCGAAGAGCGCAUUAUCUGGCUCAUCAAACUCGAAGAGCUACCAUUUUCUUUGAACACGCACUACCUCGCAGAUUAUCGUGCGAAGUUUCUUGCUCACUAUAAGAGCGCGCGCGAGAAGUACGAACAGCCGGAUGUCAUUGACUCCAUUACUCGAUAUAAAGUAAACCCAGUUCCAGUGUCUAGCUCCUCCAGACAUGCCACAGAACCCACAGGAAUUGCAAAAGCUCUAGCUGGAUUGGCCGAAGCAGGUUUGUCCGGGGUCGCCGCCCAUGACCUCGCCAAGUUGCUCCCGCCUGACCCAAUGGAACCCGCUUUGAACAUUAUGGCAGAUGUCAGGGCAUACUUCCAAGUUGCCUACAAACGCUUCACUGACAACGUUCCGCUUGCGAUCGACCUUGACCUUGUUCGUGGCGCUGAGCGAAACAUCCUCAGCGUCUUAUACUCUAAUCUUGGGAUCAACGGUGUAGAUGGACAUCGCAUCUGCAUGGAGAUGGCUCAGGAGAGUCCUCAGGUUGCUGACAGACGUGCAGACCUUCAAAAGAAGCUGGAAAGACUUGAAGUUGCUAGUGGGGAAUUGCUCUCUCUUGGUGUUUAA
Messenger RNA from Psilocybe cubensis, 2436 nucleotides. RefSeq lists its product as uncharacterized. Gene Ontology annotation, cellular component: membrane; cytoplasm; microtubule. Lineage: Eukaryota; Fungi; Basidiomycota; Agaricomycetes; Agaricales; Agrocybaceae. The transcript has 10 exons. The coding region runs from base 1 to 2436 and encodes 811 amino acids. Gene Ontology annotation, molecular function: GTPase activity; microtubule binding; GTP binding. The record is from RefSeq and is a predicted model, not a curated record.